CCUUCAAAUUGCUGCUGGCCCGGCUGUUUUGUUCUAUUGCUCCAUUGUGAAAGACUUCCUUUUGGGUCUUUCUAUAUUCGUUUCCUAUUCCUAUUCUUCCUUUUUCUGUAUCUUCCAUCCUUUCCCUUCCCCUUCCCUCUUGUGUACUGCGAGCCAGUCUCCUAAUCACCCUCCUUUCAUACUCACGACAUUCCUUGUCUUCAUAACUUAUUCGAGAGGAGCGUUGAUCGCCCGCCUCCUCUGCUACCACUCAUUUGAGUUAUCACUCAUUCGAUUUUCCAACCUCAGUUCACGACUGAUUACUUUCACUUUACCUCUCGAACCUGAUCUUGCUAGACGCAUCGAGAAAUACGGUGAAACUGCUGGACCUGGUUCACCACUCCUGUUUCAAUAACUCUUUUACCUACACCACAAAAGAAAACCAAAAUACCGACCACAAUGGCGCCUCUCAAGUCACUCUUCGCCUCCCUCCUUCUGGCUUUGCCCCUUGUGGCUGCCGCCCCCAUGGACCUGCCCAAGAUCCCCGGUGAUCUGUCCGAGACCCUGGAUGAUAUGGUCGACACCGUCACCGACGCGAUUGCCAACAGCGAUUUCACUAUCAGCAGUUUCCUCCGGCCCAUGCUUUCCAACCCUGACGCCGCCAACAUUAUUUCCAACCGAUACAUUGUUGUUUACAACGACACCUUUGACGAUGAUGCCAUCAGUAUCAAGCAGGCAGGCUGGAUCAACGCCGUUAAGAAGCGCAACCUCGGCAAGCGAAGUAGCAUGGGUCACAUGUUGUCCACCGAGGUCAACACCUUCUCGAUGAACAGUUGGCGCGCGAUGACCCUCGAUGCCGACGACGAUAUGGUGCAAGAUCUCUACAACGCUGAAGAGGUUGCAUAUAUUGAGGCCGAUACAAGGAUUAACAUCACUGCCACCAUUGCCCAGACCAAUGGUACUCCCGGGCUCAACCGCCUGUCUCACUCUGCGCCCAACAAUGAGACCUACGUCUUCGACAGCUCCGCGGGUGAGGGUAUCACGGCUUAUGUGGUCGACACUGGUAUCCGAACCACCCACGUCGAAUUUGAGGGCCGUGCUACCUUCGGUGCUAACUUCGUCGAUAACAUUAAUGACGACGAAAACGGUCACGGCAGCCACGUCUCUGGUACCAUUGCCGGUGCCACUUUUGGAGUCGCUAAGAAGGCCAACCUUGUUGCAGUCAAGGUUCUGGAUGCCAACGGCGGCGGCAGCAACUCAGGUGUUCUCAAGGGCAUGCAGUUUGUCAUUGAUGAUGUGGCCAAUAAGACACUUACUGGAAAGGCUGUCAUGAACAUGUCUCUUGGAGGAUCUUUCUCCGCGGCCAUCAACAGCGCGAUUGCUGCUAUCUUCAAGGCUGGCAUUGUUCCCGUUGUCGCUGCUGGUAAUGAGAACCAAGAUACCGCCAACACUUCCCCCGGCUCUGCGCCCGAUGCCAUCACCGUUGGUGCUAUUGAUGCAACGACUGACGAGCGUGCCGAUUUCUCCAACUUCGGAACCGACGUCGAUAUCUACGCUCCCGGCGUAGCAGUCCUUAGCGUUGGUAUCGACUCUGACGUCGGCCAGGCUACUCUGAGUGGUACUAGCAUGGCCUCUCCUCACGUCGCUGGCCUUGCUGCCUACCUCAUGGCCUUCCAGGGCAUUACGGAACCCGCCGAGGUUGUCACCCUCAUGAAGAGCCUCGCCACACAGACUGGCUCGAAAGUGGUCAACAAUGUCGACGGCACGACCGACCUCAUCGCCAACAAUGGAAACCAAUAGAUGUCAACGAGGAAACGGGAUGAAAGGAAUUCGAGACGCUCCAAAAUGGACGAUUGGCUAGCCUACGAGGGUGGAAUCUUCGAUUCAUGUGUGUGUUAGUGUGUAUGUAAUAUAGAAAGAAUGGGGGCCUUUUAUUGACAUUAUUGUGUCACCUCGCUUCAUGGGCCCCCUUCGUGUUUGAGCGGGGAGUUUUUCUCGCUGGAAAAGGAAAGCGGGUUGAACGUAUAGACAGUACAUAUUAUUGGACUAUUUUCACCAUGUCGA
Molecule: messenger RNA, 2043 nt
Organism: Ilyonectria robusta
Lineage: Eukaryota; Fungi; Ascomycota; Sordariomycetes; Hypocreales; Nectriaceae
Product: peptidase S8/S53 domain-containing protein
Exons: 4
Coding region: 439-1779 (446 amino acids)
Biological process (GO): proteolysis
Molecular function (GO): serine-type endopeptidase activity
Source: RefSeq, a predicted model, not a curated record